Messenger RNA from Centropristis striata (black sea bass), 468 nucleotides. RefSeq names its product serine/threonine-protein kinase pim-2-like. Gene Ontology annotation, molecular function: protein serine/threonine kinase activity; ATP binding. Gene Ontology annotation, cellular component: cytoplasm. The transcript has 4 exons. Gene Ontology annotation, biological process: protein autophosphorylation; negative regulation of apoptotic process; regulation of mitotic cell cycle. The record is from RefSeq and is a predicted model, not a curated record. The coding region runs from base 1 to 468 and encodes 155 amino acids. NCBI's taxonomy places the organism in Eukaryota, Metazoa, Chordata, Actinopteri, Perciformes, Serranidae.
AUGGUUAAAGUUCUCUUAAGCUCUCCUAUAAUCCUGAAGCAGAUGGUGGAUGCAGCCAUUCACAUGCACACAAAUGGAGUCUUUCACAGGGACAUAAAGUUACUAAACAUACUCAUUGAAACUAGAUCUGUCCCACGUGCCCGCGUGAUCGAUUUUGGCUGUGGUUGCCUGGAGAAAAAGGGAUAUUACAAAGACUACAGUGGCACCUUUUCGAAAGCCCCUCCAGAAUGGUACACUGUCGGUGAAUACCAGGCCAGACCAACAACAGUGUGGCAGCUAGGGGCCCUGUUGUACGACAUGCUGGAUCAUAACAAGUCCUUUAACACAGAGGUCUACAUGGAGAACAGAAUGGAAAUCAGCUCUGAUCUGUCCACAGGCUGCCAAGAUUUCCUGCAGAUGUGUCUGGUCAAAGACCCAAAGAUGCGUCCCACCUUAGAGCAGCUACAGCUCCAUCCCUGGCUCGGAUAA